Molecule: messenger RNA, 1596 nt
Organism: Lepus europaeus (European hare)
Lineage: Eukaryota; Metazoa; Chordata; Mammalia; Lagomorpha; Leporidae
Product: MAP/microtubule affinity-regulating kinase 3-like
Exons: 4
Coding region: 1-1596 (531 amino acids)
Biological process (GO): protein phosphorylation
Molecular function (GO): ATP binding; protein kinase activity
Source: RefSeq, a predicted model, not a curated record
AUGGAAGGCCCCUUGGACUUCCAUCCUCCUCUGGACGGGUUCCGCUUCGUGGAGGUGAUCAGCCGGGGCAGCUACGGCCUGGUGAAGCUGGCCCGGCACCUGGCGUCUGGCAAGUACGUGGCCGUGAAGAUCCUCCUGCGAGACGGCUCUCCCAGCAGCCCGCUGUCCGCGCAGGGGGAAGCGGCCAUCCUGAGGAGCCUGCGGCACGACAACAUCGUGCGGCUGCUGGAGGAGCGGCACGCCGGGAAGCACCUGUUCCUGGUCAUGGAGCUGGCGACCAGGGGCUCGCUCCAGAGCUACGUCUUUGAGCAGGGCGGCCUGGCCGAGGACGAGGCCAGGGCCCUGUUCGGCCAGGCGCUGGCCGCCGUGAGCUACUGCCAUGGCCAGCGCGUGGCGCACCGGGACCUCAAGCUGGGCAACCUGCUGCUGGACGCGCACCUCCACAUCAAGCUGGCGGACUUCGGGCUGAGCCUGCGGCUGGAGCAGGGCACGCUGGUAAGGGGCUUCUGGGGGACCCCCGAGUACUGCGCCCCCGAGGUGUUCCUCGGGGAGGCCUACGACCCAUUUCAGGCUGACGUGUGGAGCCUGGGGGUGGUGCUGUUUGCCAUGCUGGAUGCCACGCUGCCCUUCCACGGCAAGGACACGGACAAGCUGCAGGACAGGGUGCUGUGCGGCUGCUAUGUGUUGCCGCGUGCUGUCAGCUCGGCCCUGCAGGAGCUGCUGGCGUGGCUGCUCACCGUCGACGCCUUGGGGAGGCCCAGUGCGGAGGACGCCAGGACCCACUGGUGGUUCAGCCCCGACCGAGAAGCCGCCCAGGAGGACAAGGAGGACGCGGUCACCCUGCUGCAGCCCCUGGGCGUUCCCCGGGACCCAGAGGCCAGGGACUACCUGGAGGGCCUCGGCCUGCUUCCAGGCACGGGGACCGAGGGGCCACCAGGCCCUCAGCCCCACGGCCCCGCGUCCCAGCCCAAGUCCUCGCAGAAUGGUGAGCGCCCCCCCAUAGAGGACGCCGGCUUGUCUCUGAUGUCAGUGUCCUGUGACAGCAUGGCCGUCGACGUUUCCUCCGCACAAAGCGACUCCUCCAAGGCCUCCAGCCAGCCCCAGCAGGAGUGGAGCCCAGCAGCCAGCGCAGCCCCUGACUCCUCCGAGGCCUCCAGCCAGCCACAGCAGGAGUGGAGCCCAACUCCCAGCGCCGCCCCUGAGUCAGCCUCCAUGGCGUCGUCGUCCAGCCCCAGUGCCGAGAGCCCUGCUCCCAGCGCAGCCCCCGACUCCUCCGAGACCCCCAGCCAGCCCCAGCAGGAGUGGAGCCCAGCUCCCAGUGCAGCCCCUGAGCCAGCCUCCAAGGCGUCGUCCUCCAGCCCCAGUGCUGGGAACCAUGGGAACCUCGCAGAGCCAGAAGCCGCCUCAGCAGCCCGUGAGCCCGAUGGGACUAGGACCACAGCCACCACUGACACCACAGCCAGCGCCCAGGACAAGAGGCAGGGCCGGCGCGGGGUCGGCAGGAGGAUCCUCCGCUUCCUGCUGAGGGCGUGCUGCAUCCUGCCGUCCCGAGGGAGCGGCCCUGGCCUCCGCGGCGGCAGAGUGGUCCCCAAGUAG